CUUGAUCCACUAGAGACCUCUCGAUCGCCCCUAUGGCGUUACCUGUAGACGAGGGCACGGCUGACACGCCGCUGUCCCCGGCCCAGGACGACUCGGGGAGCUCCUCCUCCGGGAUGUGGGCCGCGCUUUAUGACUACGAAGCGCGCGGUGAGGACGAGCUGAGCCUGAGGCGCGGUCAGCUAGUGGAGGUACUGUCCCAGGACGCCGCGGUAUCAGGAGACGAGGGCUGGUGGGCCGGCCAAGUGCAGCGGCGCCUGGGCAUCUUUCCGGCCAGCUACGUGGCGCCGUGUGGCCCGGUGCCACCGCCCGCGCCGCCCCCGCCGCGACCCUGCUCGCCUGUGCACGUAGACUUCGAGCGUCUGGAGCUCAAGGAGCUGAUCGGCGCCGGCGGCUUUGGCCAGGUGUACCGCGCAACCUGGCAGGGCCAGGAGGUGGCGGUGAAGGCGGCGCGCCGGGACCCCGAGCAAGAUGCGGCGGCGGCAGUCGAGAGCGUACGGCGCGAGGCGCGACUCUUCGCUAUGCUGCGGCACCCCAACAUCAUCCAGCUGCGGGGUGUAUGCCUGCGGCAGCCGCACCUCUGCCUGGUGUUGGAGUUCGCGCGCGGCGGGGCGCUCAACCGCGCGCUGGCGGCUGCCGCACCGGAUCCUCGAGCGCCCGGCCCGCGCCGAGCGCGCCGCAUCCCCCCGCACGUUCUGGUCAACUGGGCUGUGCAGAUCGCCCGCGGCAUGCUGUACCUGCACGAGGAGGCAGUGGUGCCCAUCCUGCACCGUGACCUCAAGUCCAGCAACAUCUUGCUGCUGGAGAAGAUAGAACACGAUGACAUUUGCAACAAGACCCUGAAGAUCACGGACUUCGGGCUAGCGAGAGAAUGGCACAGGACCACCAGGAUGAGCGCAGCAGGAACCUACGCCUGGAUGGCUCCCGAAGUCAUCAGAUCCUCCCUGUUCUCCAAGGGCAGCGACAUCUGGAGCUAUGGAGUACUGCUGUGGGAGCUGCUCACGGGUGAGGUCCCGUACCGUGGCAUCGAUGGACUGGCUGUGGCAUACGGGGUGGCUGUCAACAAACUCACGCUGCCCAUUCCAUCCACCUGCCCUGAGCCGUUUGCAAAACUCAUGAAAGAGUGCUGGGAACAAGACCCUCAUAUCCGCCCCUCGUUUGCCUUAAUUCUUCAACAGCUGACUGCGAUUGAGGAGGCGGUGCUGACCGACAUGCCCCAGGAGUCCUUCCACUCCAUGCAGGAAGACUGGAAACUGGAGAUUCAGCAAAUGUUCAGUGAGCUGCGAACCAAGGAGAAGGAGCUGCGUUCCCGAGAGGAAGAGCUGAGUCGAGCUGCUUUGCAACAGAAAUCUCAGGAAUUGCUGCUUAGACGCCGGGAGCAGCAGCUCGCAGAGCGUGAGAUUGACGUGCUGGAGCGCGAGCUGAACGUGCUCAUCUUCCAGCUGAGCCAGGAGGCGCCUCAUGUGAAGAAGAGGAAGGGGAGGUUCAAGAGAGGCCGGCUGAGGCUCAAAGACGGCCACCGCAUCAGCCUGCCUUCAGAUUUCCAGCACAAGAUCACAGUGCAGGCUUCCCCCACCCUGGACAAGCGCCGGAGCUCAGACAGCCGACUGUGCAGCCCACCCGGCAGCCCCUUGAUGCUCCCCCGCCUCCGGGCCAUUCAAUUAACUUCGGAUGAGAGCAAUAAAACCCGGGGAAGGAACGUGGUCUUCCGACAAGAAGACUUUGAAGAUGUGAAAAGGAAUUUCAAGAAAAAAGGUUGUACUUGGGGACCAAGCUCCAUUCAAAUGAAGGAAAGACCAGAAGGCCGAGAGCGGGUCAGACCUCUCUCAGAUGGCAACAGCCCUUGGUCAUCUCUUUUAAUAAAAAGCCAGAAAACCACACCCUUGGCUUCACUGUUUGUGGACCAGCCAGGAUCUUGUGAAGAGCAGAAACUUGUCCCUGACGGACUGGAGCAUAGAAAACCAAAGCAAGCGAAGUUCCCUGGUCAGGCCUAUGUUGGUCUACCUCUUUGCAAAGACAGCCACAGAGAAGACUCAUUAGAGGCUGAGAGUUGGGAGGAGGGACCCUCAAAAGGCUCCCCAGUGAACAAUGUGGGUGCCCCCACGCUGAAGAAGAAAACAGAGUCAGCUUUGUGUGAGUGUGGGGUGCUGCUGGCGUCGAUGGCUUUGGGACUGGAUGUCAGGAAACUACAUGGAGCCCAGCCCCCCACAAAACCAUCACCCAAGGAAGAAAAGAAGGGAGAGGGCACCCUCCAACCUGUCUCCAGGUGCCAAGCAAAUACCAGUUCACUUCUGAGGCAGUCAUCUGCAGUCAGGGCACCCAGCGAUGGCUCCACUCUCCUACCACCAAGUGCCACAAGCCUUUUCUCAAAGUCUUUUCUCUCCACAAAGUGUUUGCUGCAGGCUGAUGAGGAGGAGCCACCUUUGGGGACCACUCGGAUCUCUUGUAGUCCCACGAUGCUCACUCCAGAUCCUGGUUCUGUCGCACCAGAGAGCGGCUGUGAACUCAUCCCUGGACUGAGACAUAAGACUGACUAUGGUGCGUUGAGAAGCAUGUCACCUGCCAUCCUGGAGCAGACAGGAGAGAGACUGCCAGGUUGUGCCACUGUAGGAGACGAAGAAUGCCACCAUGUGGAGAUGGGAUCUGAAGAAACUCCUCUCUGGCCCCAAAGUGCCCCUGGAGACUCUGGACCACCACACUCUCCCUCCCCUGGACUUCAAAGUGACCUGGCCAGCGAGGAUUCUCCAGUGCAACCCCAAGGUGUUCUGGGCAAAUGCCAGGCCUGCCCUGCCCUGCCACAAAGGCCACGCACUGCUUCAUUGAGAACAUCCCCACCUACCUGGGCCUGUGACAAGGAGCAUGUGGUUCCAGCCUUUGCCUGCUUGCUUGGUGCUCAGGAGAGAAGCAGGUACCAGGCACCUUCCUUGCUGGACGCCAGCUUAGAAGGUCAGAACAAGGACCGCGCCAUGCCCUUGUGUAGAGUGAAGAGCGUGAUGUGCCAGCCAUCCAUCUACGCCCUGGAGAAAGACUUUCUGACCUGAUGACCUCCGCCUUCCCGCUAUCAUCAUUUGAUGCAGGCACACGGAGGCUAUGUUUCAAACUUGUGGUCUAUGAAACUAGAGGUGUAUAACUGACUCUGAGGAGCACUAGUGACCGCUGUUGGCCAUCGUUACCACGGCCGACGCAUGAUAGUUACCCAGUGACUUGAAAUACACAGAAGUUUGAAUGAUUGACAGCGAAGGUGGGGUCGUCCUAGUCGGUUCCUGUGCUUCAGUCUUACGUAUGUCCUGCCCACAAGCACGCACGCAUGCGUGAAACUGCAAUGGCCGAUUGAUCAUCUUUGCUUCCUGCCUUCAUCUUUUUUUCUCUUUUUCUUGUCCUUUGGGGGUUUUGUUUGUUUGUUUUUACACAACAAAAAGCCAAGAAAUAGCUAUUCACAUCUCGGCGAUAAUAAUGUGAUGUUAAAAGUAAACAUAUUUAUUUAUAGAGGGUAAAGGUCCUACUCUCUGGAGUUAAUUCAGAGAACUAUUUAAACUACCCAGAGAAGGCGGUAGCCUUGUAAUGUGCAAGGAAAUGUGUUCGAUUGACUCCCGAGUUACACAAGGAUAGUGCUCUUCCAGGAGGAUGUAACCUAUAAAAGCAUUAUUGAGGCCGGAAGAGAUGGCUCAGCAGUUAAGCAUGCAGAUAGCUCAUUUGGAGGGUCCAAGUUCAGUUCCCGGCACUCAUGUCGGAUGGCUCACAACUGCCUCAGCUUCAAUUCCAGGGCAUCCAAUGGCCUCUUCUGGCUUCACAUGCACACACCACCACACAGACACACACAGACGACACGUAAUUAAAAGUUAAAAUAUUUUAAAACAUUUUAUCGAAUGUAGCUAUAUUGUUAUUUCAGCAUCAUGCAACUGAUAUGCCCUAGUACAACUUAAAGGAAGGAAUUACUUACUUUGCUCGUGGUUUUAGAGGAGUCAGUGCAACUGUGGGAAGGGCCUAGUGGGGUGUCUUCACAUCAUGGUGGACAGAAAGCAGAGGAAGGGGGAAACAGGAAGAAAACAGGGCAAGAUACAGCCCCAGGGAACACCCUCACUGAACUUGUUCUCCUGUUUCUAUAAUCUCACAAUAUGCAGCACCCCUGUGUGGAAACCAGACAAGAAGAGCCUAUGGCAGAUGUUUGAGAUUCAGACCUUAGCAGUGAUUGCCGACCAUCAUUGAGAUCAGACAUUAAUACUUGGCACCCUGUACAAGGCUGCUCUGUAGGUUUUCUGUGUAGAAAUGGUUCAUCAUUAGUAGCCAGAGGUGGGACAUUUCUUCACGCUCCCGUUGUUGGUAUAGGUCCAAACUCAGUGGCGUUGCAUCGUUGCUGAGGUCACCAGGGAGACACUCCCACAAUUCCACCUGGCUACAGGAACUAUGUCAUCAUCUUCAUCCAUAUAAAUAGGCAGAGCUUCCCUGAUCUUUUCUUCUUUCCUCUCCUCCAUCUUCUAUCUCCCUCUCUCUCUUACCCUCCAUUUUUAAUAGACCCCACUCCUGUGGAACCGGUCUUGUUGGUUCUUACACCCAUAGUCUUUAAAAAUUAAAUGAUCCAUGGCUGGCUAUAUUUGAAGAGCCCAUGUGCUGUGCUGUGGACAUGCAUGUUGUGUGGUUGUCUCUCUCCUCAAGCCUGCAGUUUUGCCAACACUAAAAGCAUUGCCUAUGUAGGAGAUGGCGGGACCACCAGGGUUUCCAGUCAGCUUCUCACACUCCAUUGAACUCCGAGUCAACGGGGGCAUCUGUGGGGGUGAGCAAGCAUGGUGGGAAGACACAGAUGACUUCAGCAAGUGACUUUGGAUAGCAGAUGUGAUUAGAAACAACUUAAAGCUAUUCGUGAAUUAUUUUUUGUAACUUCACAGAGAAGGGGCUGCUUCGUUGGGACUGGGUGACUCUUCAAGUGCUCAGUGCCCUUGUCUGGGUCUCUUGAGUACUGUGAUCCCUUUUGUCACCAGAACAUAAUUAUUUUCAAGGCAGAGAGAAAAUACUUAAAUUCCGACACAGUAGGAAACUAAAUUAUUACUAGUCUUUCAUGUUUUAUUUACCGUUGUGUCUUGGCUUACCGAUAACAGCAGGAAUUUAAAGGUGAUUCAGUCAGGUGCGACCUGCAGGGAGGAUCUCACUGCCUGCUCUAGGCAGGUUUCAGGUGCUCAGAGCAAAACCUCAGACUUUCACCAGACUUCCUGUGUUGUUUCCACUCUCCGAUUCUGCUUCACCUCAGUAGUUAUUAAAUGGUGUAACAGGGAUGUAGUUUGUUCGACAUUUGUCGCAUUGGAUAGACCGCUUGGUCUCUUUUCAAGAAAAGCUAAAAGUAAAAGACAUGCCCCAAAUACCCGGUGCACAGAAGGAAAUGUAGAAAUGGUGUGUUCAGCUUUGCUUCUGUCGCAGCUUCCCAUGGAGUGAGUGUAUGGUGGAGAUGGUGAAAUUGGACGUGUCUGUCUGUCUGUCUGUCCGUCAUGCCCUCUCUCAUUCUGUGUUCCAGCCUCCCUUCUCUUUGUUUUGCUCAACUGUGAUGAAUUUUGAGAAGAAGCCAUGCUAAAACAUAAGGAGCUAAUCUGACUCACGGCUGCUGAAGGUUUUCACUGAGAUCCCAGAUUUUCUGUGCCUGCUACACACACAGCAGAACCCGGAUAUUCAUUUUCUGUAGACCUUGGCGAUCCUAAAGAUCAUUUAAUCUGGUUCCUGUUAAUCCAUAUUCUGCUUUUGCCUCCCACAGCAGAGACUCACACCUGGAGCCCAGACACUAUACUCAGAAGCCUGUGGCUGACAAAAAUGUUUACAUAUGUUGUCUAGUUUUGUAAUAAAAUUUUUUUAACAGUU
Molecule: messenger RNA, 5838 nt
Organism: Grammomys surdaster
Lineage: Eukaryota; Metazoa; Chordata; Mammalia; Rodentia; Muridae
Gene: Map3k21
Product: mitogen-activated protein kinase kinase kinase 21
Exons: 10
Coding region: 33-3038 (1001 amino acids)
Biological process (GO): protein phosphorylation
Molecular function (GO): protein binding; ATP binding; JUN kinase kinase kinase activity
Source: RefSeq, a predicted model, not a curated record